AUGAAAGACCAUAAUAAAUCAUUUGUUAUCGUUUUAAUAGUUUUAGUUGGUAUCUUUGUUGCUAUUACAGUCAAUGCUUUGAUCCGCGCCAAAAGUUGGACAAUAACCAAACCUUGGGAUACACAUGGUUUCUACUGUGGUUUUGACAAUUCAAAGCUUGUUGUUAAAGAUGCUCCGAAUGACUUUGUUAAGCCCAAUUUAGUUAACUAUCCAUACUUAUACUUCGAUGGUAACAAUAUUACUCAUCAAAUAUGUGUUUCAAAGUGUCCUACAGAAAAAGGUUUACCAGGACUUUUUGAUAAAAUACAUAUAGGGCAGAACAGAAUUGGUUCUUACCUUGAUAAUAAAACAUACAACGCAAAAUACUAUCCAGGUGCCAGAAAAGUUUAUAAAUACAAGACAAGAUUAGUGCUUAACAGAUGUAUUCCUGAUCUUACCAUUGGAGGAUAUAUGGAUUUAGCCUCUUCUUACAGUGAAGAUUUUGAGCAAAUUAGCAAAAUUAUUCCGAAAUACAAAGCAACAAUUGAUGAUUUACUUAAAAAUAAAUAUAUGUAUCUUGUAAGUUGUGCAAUCACACUCAUUAUAGGUUUUGUCUGGAUCAUGAUACAACAUGACAUUGUAGGUUAUGUUAUUAAAUUUUUCGUAGUGUUAGUACCAAUUUCUUUAAUUGGUGUUGGCCUUUUCUUAUUCUCACCAGUAGUAAUCAUGAGCCCAAUGAUUAGUCUUUUCCUCCUAUUAUUCUAUUCCCAAUUAAAAAUUAUCGCCGUAAUUGUUUGGGUCAUUGCAGCAUUAAUCAUUUGGUUCCUUGUUCGUAUUUGGAGGAAGCUGAAUUUAGCUAUAUCGCUCAUUAAUAUUGCCGCUGAUGCAUUUUACUAUAACUUCACAACAAUUAUCUUUCGAAUAUUAUCGACAUUUAUUUUCAUACUUGUCAGUUCCAUUGUUUUAGUUUCAUCAGUUGCUCUUUAUUCAAUAUAUGAAUUCAAGUACAAUAUUCCUGAUGAUGGUUUCUUUAAAGGUAUCGGACGAAUUACAUUUGAUUGGAAUAUUGUUACAUGCAUGUUGAUAUAUAAUUUUGUUUUUCUUGUUUUCAUUUAUAUUCUUCUUAAUCAGGUUAGUUAUUAUGCAACAAGUGCUGUAAUAGUUAAAUGGUAUUUCACAAAACAAAUAGGAAAUACACGUAAUGGACAUAUCAGUUUCCAUGGAAUUUGGCUUGCAUGGAAGAAAGGCUUAGGAACAAUUACUAUUUCUAGUUUGAUUCUGACAGCCUUACAUCGUUAUGUUAUGCAAGUUGUGAAACUUUUUAGAAAUAUAUCAUUAAUUGUUGGAUUACUCUUGAGAUUUAUUAAUUGGCUUUUGCAGUGUAGCUGUUUAUUACCAAUUCAGCAUAUAUUUAAUACUGGAUGGAUCCAAUCUGCAAAAUUGGAGCACGAUUUUCUUGUUUAUGAUUUUCUUUUUUCCAUUAUAAUGAGAGUCACUUCUAAUUUUAUAUUUUGGUUGUCAAGUCUUGCAAUUAGUUUAAUUUCUGGCUUUUUAAUGAGGUAUUUCGAAUAUAAGAUUUUGGGUGUACAAAAUCCUCAAAUAGAAAGGCUUUAUCUUUAUAGUAUUCUCAAUUAUUUUGUUUUGUCGUGUUUGACAUCAACAUUUUACAAUAUUAUUCAUUGCGUUUAUGCUUGUUACGAAUAUGAAAAAUCUAAUCCAGAAUAUAAAGAUUUCCUUAAUCAUAAGAUGGAGCAUAAGAUAACUCCUGAAAUAAAUGAGGCUCCCCAGAAUGCUGAUGCAAGUAUCAAAGAUUCAGAUGAAAAAUUGGAAGAUGAAACAAAAUUAAAAGAAGAAUAA
Molecule: messenger RNA, 1836 nt
Organism: Trichomonas vaginalis G3
Lineage: Eukaryota; Parabasalia; Trichomonadida; Trichomonadidae
Product: choline transmembrane transporter protein
Exons: 1
Coding region: 1-1836 (611 amino acids)
Biological process (GO): transmembrane transport
Cellular component (GO): membrane
Molecular function (GO): transmembrane transporter activity
Source: RefSeq, a predicted model, not a curated record